GACCUGGUUACUGUGUUCCAGCCUGGUUACUAAGUUGUAUACAAAAUGGCGGACGAUGAAAGCAUGAACGGUGAAAUGUAUUUUAACAUUUUGAACACUGCAUUUAUCCAAGAUCCCGCCAUAGACGAAGUAGAUUUUAUAUUUUGCCCAAAAUGCAAGGAAGAACAAUCAAAGGAUGCCAUGGUAGUUAUUGGGCACAAGCUUGGGAUUCGAAGCUGGUGUAUCAGGCCCAUGUACAUGUAUGCCUACCAUAGACUUCUGAGGAAGCACAGACACUGUAGGGUCAAGAAUCAAAGCACAGAGAAUUUAACAGCUACUGAGUUGGACCAACUGUCAAGAGCAGUGGUAUUACUAAGUGCAGAGUGUUACUCAGCAUGGAAUAUCAGAAAAGAACUUGUAAGCAGUGGAUUGCUAAGUGUUGAUUGUGACCUACACAUAUCUACACUAGUUCUUACUAAGCACCCAAGAAGUGCGGAAGCGUUUGCACAUAGGAAAUGGUUGAUAAACUACUUCACUAAACAGAAAGGAAAAUCAACGUUUUGCCAGGAGUGGCUCAGGGAGGAAAUUAUUGUAAGCCAGCAGGCUGCAGAAAGAUAUCCAGAUAACUACGUGGCGUGGAGUCAUCGAGGCUGGGUGGCUGAUAGAUUCAUUGAUUCUAAAAAGAAAUUACUAUGUGAGUUGCAAGGCAUGGAGCAGUGGGUACAAAUGCAUAUUUCCGACCACUGUGGCUUCCACUACAGACAAGCUCUUAUCACCAAGCUCAAACAGCUUGUGUCUGUUUGUGAAUUAGCAUUUCUUUUCCUGGCCGAGCUGGAGUUGGUCAAUUCAUUGCUGGAAUCCCUUCCUGGACAUGAAUCAGUCUGGUACCACAGGCGAUUCUUGUUCCAGCAUUGGAGACUGUGGUUCAGCACAAUGCCCACUGACCAGUUGCAACAUUUAGCACUCAGCCUCUACGAAAACGGCAAAGUCGAGCCUUUACCCGCUAACCUUAUGUCAUGUUGGGUUCCCUGUGUCAAGAGCCUGCGGAUAAUGUGCAGGUCAGCGAUGUUGAAGAAAAGAAUAGAAAGCGUGCUACUCCGUGACGUCGCGAUUUCUGAUUGGCUGCCAUCGCUGACAACAGAAAGGGCGUAUUGCGAAAAGAUUUUACGCGGGAAACCAGGGCGCCAAGAUGAGACGCAGCAAAGACUAGCAGUUAAUUACUUAAAAUGGUUGGAAACACUGAGUGCUCAGAGCAGCACAUUUGGCAACGAGCCCGCGAUAAUGAGUACGACGUGAUGGUACCAUGGCAUCUUUAAAAGGCCUGUUUGCUGUCUAUGCCGUUUCAAUGCCGAAGUUAUGAUUGGUCGCGCCAUAUAGUGAUCCAAUACUUAGCUCUUAUUUUGAACUCACCACAAGUUCUGACAAAAUUGUUUUCUUUUGCGAAUGAAACAGAAAGAAGUAAAACCUUGUUAUUUCAUAGCCAAAUUCGUUGUUGCGCGACCUGCCAGAAUCC
Molecule: messenger RNA, 1492 nt
Organism: Nematostella vectensis (starlet sea anemone)
Lineage: Eukaryota; Metazoa; Cnidaria; Anthozoa; Actiniaria; Edwardsiidae
Product: protein prenyltransferase alpha subunit repeat-containing protein 1
Exons: 8
Coding region: 46-1275 (409 amino acids)
Biological process (GO): protein prenylation
Cellular component (GO): cytoplasm
Molecular function (GO): protein prenyltransferase activity
Source: RefSeq, a predicted model, not a curated record